Diospyros lotus (date-plum) is the source of this 3745-nucleotide messenger RNA. RefSeq lists its product as uncharacterized. Gene Ontology annotation, molecular function: hydrolase activity. NCBI's taxonomy places the organism in Eukaryota, Viridiplantae, Streptophyta, Magnoliopsida, Ericales, Ebenaceae. The coding region runs from base 490 to 3561 and encodes 1023 amino acids. The record is from RefSeq and is a predicted model, not a curated record. The transcript has 16 exons.
ACGGGUCGUGCAUGGUUGACUGACAGAUUAAACCGCCCAACGUGCUUAUUGAAAAGGAUCGACAUUUUGAGGAGAUCACGGUAACAUCGUUAUUCAUACGCGCCCACGCCCAAAUUUUUGUUCCGUUACCUGGCUGGGUUCGUCCCGUGGCCGUACAUAUUAUCGUCUCUCCUCCAUACCAUUCCUCACCCAGAUGCGUCGCCGUUAAAUGCCGCCGUUGCGCCAAAUAAAUUUCGGAGUUUCAGAGAUCUAACGUCGCAAAACCCUAGGCAAGGCGUCUAUUUGAUGAGGUGCUACGCAUGACAAUCACACGUAUCAUAUCCUUUUCAUUCUCGUUCGCCAGAGUUUCUCGAUCAUCAACAUCCGACGAUCACUGCCUGCGGGAACAGGAUAAAAGAAGUGGUCCUUAUAAGAGUAGGGUGCUUGUGAAGUGCAGUUGCUUGGCAGGAAUCAGAAUCAAGUGAUAUAACAGAAGUGCAAGAUUACCUGAUGAGUUCUGACUGGCAAUCUGUUGGUUUGCUAGAUACCCUUAAAAUGGAGAGAGUCAGGACCAUUCUAACUGACGCACAUCCUUAUCCACAUGAGCAUUCACGCCAUGCUAUUAUUGCCGUGGUUUUGGGUUGCCUAUUCUUUAUCUCAUCAGAUAACAUGCAUACCCUGAUACAGAAGUUGGACAACAAUAUUAAAUGGUGGUCCAUGUAUGCUUGUCUGCUCGGUUUUUUCUAUUUCUUUUCAUCUCCGUUUUUAGGGAAGACAUUUAAGCCAAGUUAUUCAAAUUUCAGUCGAUGGUAUAUAGCCUGGAUUUUGGUGGCAGCUCUAUAUCAUCUUCCCAGUUUUCAAUCAAUGGGAGUGGAUAUGAGGAUGAAUCUCUCUUUGUUUUUGACAAUAUAUGUUUCAUCAAUUUUGUUUCUUCUUGUUUUCCAUGUUAUAUUUCUUGGCCUCUGGUAUGUUGGUCUUGUUGCUCGUGUUGCUGGAAAGAGGCCUGAGAUCCUGACAAUUCUUCAAAAUUGUGCAGUUAUAAGUAUAGCCUGCUGUGUAUUCUAUAGUCAUUGUGGAAACCGUGCUAUCUUAAAGCAAAAACCAUUUGAACGCACAAAUUCUAGUUGGUUUUCUUUUUGGAAGAAAGAACAUCAAAAAACAUGGUUUGCAAAAUUCCUCCGCAUGAAUGAAUUGAAAGAUGAGAUUUGCUUGUCCUGGUUUGCUCCAGUUGGGUCUGCUAGUGAUUAUCCGCUUUUGUCCAAGUGGGUUAUUUAUGGUGAGUUAGCUUGCAGUGGGUCAUGCCCGGGAUCGUCAGAUGAGAUUUCUCCCAUAUAUUCAUUAUGGGCCACAUUCAUUGGCCUUUAUAUUGCCAAUUAUGUGGUGGAAAGAUCAACAGGAUGGGCUCUUACUCACCCCCUAUCAGUCAAAGAAUUUGAGAAGUUGAAGAAAAAGCAAAUGAAGCCAGAUUUCUUGGACAUGGUUCCUUGGUACUCAGGGACAUCAGCUGAUCUGUUCAAGACAGUUUUUGACCUCCUGGUAUCAGUUACUCUGUUUGUUGGGCGUUUUGAUAUGCGUAUGAUGCAGGCGGCUAUGAGCAGGGUACAAGAAGGAGCUCAACAAGAUGAUCUAUUAUACAGUCAUUUCUCUGACAAGGAUGAUAUGUGGUUUGACUUUAUGGCGGAUACUGGUGAUGGUGGAAAUUCCUCCUACACUGUGGCACGGCUUCUCGCUCAACCCUCCAUUCGGCUCCGUAAUGGGGAUAAAGAGCUCAGCUUGCAGAGAGGAGACCUUCUCCUAAUUGGGGGUGAUCUUGCUUAUCCUAAUCCAUCAGGGUUUACAUAUGAAAAGCGCUUCUUUCGUCCUUUUGAGUAUGCACUUCAGCCUCCAUCAUGGUAUAAAGAAGAGCAUGUAGCUGUAAACAAGCCAGAGUUACCUUGUGGGGUGUCUGAACUGAAGCAGUAUGAUGGACCUCAGUGUUUUGCUAUCCCAGGAAACCAUGAUUGGUUUGAUGGACUUCAGACCUUUAUGAGGUACAUCUGCCAUAAGAGCUGGUUGGGUGGAUGGCUGAUGCCUCAGAAGAAAAGCUACUUUGCUUUGCAACUACCUAAAGGUUGGUGGGUGUUUGGCCUUGACCUUGCUCUCCAUUGUGAUAUUGAUGUAUACCAAUUCAAAUUCUUCUCAGAUUUAGUAAAACAAAAGGUUGGAAAGAAUGAUUCAGUCAUCAUUUUGACACAUGAGCCAAACUGGCUUCUUGAUUGGUACUGGGAUUACAAGACAGGGAAAAAUGUGUCGUACCUGAUAUGUGACUGUUUGAAAGGGCGGUGUAAAGUUCGGAUGGCUGGAGAUUUACAUCAUUAUAUGCGUCAUUCAUAUGUUCCAUCAGAUAAGCCUGUUUUUGUGCAACAUUUACUUGUUAAUGGUUGUGGCGGUGCCUUUUUGCAUCCCACGCACAUCUUUAGUAGUUUCAAUACGUUAUAUGGGACAUCCUACGAGACCAAGGCUGCUUAUCCUUCUGUUGAAGAUUCAAGCAGGAUUGCCUUGGGAAACAUAUUGAAGUUUCGAAAGAAAAAUUGGCAGUUCGAUUUCAUUGGUGGGAUCAUAUAUUUUGUGUUGGCAUUUUCCAUGUUCCCGCAGUGUAAGCUAGGUCAUAUCUUGCGGGAUGAUACAUUUUCUGGUCAUCUGAAAAGCUUCUUUGGCACAGUAUGGGAUUCUUUUAUAUACUUGCUGGGACACUCAUAUACAUCUUCAGUUGGUGCUGUGCUGUUAUUAAUAACUGCUUUCACAUUUGUCCCCUCCAAAGUCUCUCGCAAAAAAAGGGUGAUAGUUGGGAUUCUUCAUGUUUCUGCGCACUUGGCUGCAGCACUUAUUCUAAUGUUGCUAUUGGAACUUGGUGUUGAGACUUGUAUCCAGCACAAACUACUUGCAACUUCAGGUUACCACACUUUAUACGAGUGGUAUCGGUCAGUGGAAAGUGAGCAUUUCCCAGACCCAACUGGCCUCCGUGCUCGCAUGGAACAAUGGACAUUUGGUCUUUAUCCUGCGUGUAUCAAGUAUCUUAUGUCUGCAUUUGAUGUCCCUGAGGUCAUGGCUGUUACCAGGAAUAACAUCUGUAAGAAUGGGAUGGAAUCACUCUCUAGAGGGGGUGCAGUGAUAUACUAUGCUUCUAUCUUUCUUUACUUCUGGGUCUUCUCUACCCCAGUUGUUUCUUUGAUCUUUGGAAGCUAUUUGUACAUUUGCAUUAAUUGGCUUCACAUACACUUUGAUGAAGCCUUUUCCUCGCUUCGGAUUGCUAAUUACAAGGCAUUCACUCGCUUCCAUAUCAACCGUGGUGGUGAUCUUGAGGUUUUCACACUUGCCGUUGAUAAGGUUCCAAAGGAGUGGAAGCUGGAUCCUAAGUGGGAGGGGGAGCCGAAGCAGCAGCAGCCGCAGCAGAUGAGCCACCAAAGAAAAUUUCCAAGCAAAUGGCGAGCAGUUUCUUCAAAGCAGGAUCCGUUAAGAACUGUUAGGAUUGUCGACCAUUUUCUCAUUCCACGAACAACAAAACCGGAUGGAUCAGUUUUUACCGAUUCAUCUGACAUGUGAUAUUUUUCAUUAUUUACCAUUUUAAGGGGGCAAUGGAGAAUAAAAAUGUAGAUUCUAGGUACAACUUCUUGUUUAUUCAACCGAAAACAAAAAUCUUGCAUAUUGAUUAUCUAUUGGUAGGAGUUUUUUUUUUUUUUUUUUUUCCCCUUUUUUAGCUAGAGGUGACUUUUAAUUUUAUGAAAUC